Molecule: messenger RNA, 1008 nt
Organism: Phaeoacremonium minimum UCRPA7
Lineage: Eukaryota; Fungi; Ascomycota; Sordariomycetes; Togniniales; Togniniaceae
Product: putative esterase lipase thioesterase protein
Exons: 2
Coding region: 1-1008 (335 amino acids)
Molecular function (GO): hydrolase activity
Source: RefSeq, a predicted model, not a curated record
AUGACGCAGUUUCCACAGCCGCCAUACCCUUUGCAUGAAUCCGUCAAGGAUAGACUGCAUCCAGAGUAUGUCGCAUUCUACAACCAGUACUUGAUCAAUGCGCCGCAAGUGCACUACCAACCGGUGGCUGCUUCACGUGUCGGCGGCAAGAUCAUCCCCGGAGGAAGCGAUCCGCUCCCAGUCGGCAAGACUGAGGAUAUCUUCCUCAAAAGACAAGAGACAGAAGGCCCAGACGUUGCCAUCAGGUGCUUCACACCAGAGGGCGAGGCCCCAAGUUCUGGCUGGCCUGUCCUGAUAUACUAUCACGGUGGUGGUUGGGUGUUGGGCAACAUCGCAACGGAGAACAGUGUAUGCACGAACGUGUGCGUGCGCUCGAAAUGUGUUGUUAUCACGACUGACUACCGGCUUGCCCCGGAACACCCAUGGCCAGCUGCAGUGCAUGACUCCUGGGAGACCGUACUGUGGGUAGCAGGUGAAGGCAAGAAGGUCCUCAAUCUAAAUUUAAGCAAGGUGGCCAUCGGAGGGUCCUCUGCGGGAGGCAAUCUCGCCGCCAUUAUGACACACAAAGCUUUAUCUCGCGACAUCAACUUUGCACUUCAAUUACUUAUCGUCCCUGUCACUGACAACACAGCUACUGUUGCCACCAACUCCACCUACAAGGACUGCGAGUUCACAGCAGCGCUUCCUGCUGAGAAGAUGCUCUGGUACCGUAGGCAUUAUCUUCCUAAUGAGAAGGACUGGCCAAAUCCGGAGGCAUCCCCUCUACUGUACCCUUCAGAGAACUUUGCAAAGCUUCCCCCAGCAGUUGUCAUUGUGGGGGAGCUUGAUGUAUUGCGAAGUGAAGGCGAGCAAUAUGCCGAGAAACUCAAGGCAGCGGGUGUGAAGCAGGAAGUUCAUGUUAUGGGAGGUAUGCCACAUCCCUUCUUGGCUAUGGAUGAAGUGCUGGAAGCUGGUAGGAAAGCUAUCACAAUUCUAUGUGAUUCUUGCGCGGCGACUUUCUCAAAUUAG